Molecule: messenger RNA, 478 nt
Organism: Lineus longissimus
Lineage: Eukaryota; Metazoa; Nemertea; Pilidiophora; Heteronemertea; Lineidae
Exons: 3
Coding region: 9-443 (144 amino acids)
Source: RefSeq, a predicted model, not a curated record
CGAAGACAAUGCUGCUGAAUGACAUCAGCAAAAUGUCGGCCUUGGGACAGACCAGUGGAGUAGAAGCAUACCACAGUGUUCUGAACCACUUUGCCCCGAAGAUGAUUAAAUUCUCGCACAGCGGAAUGUAUAGUAGGCUCCGUCUUGCUGCUCUCCAUUAUAAUGAGAAUGCUGGUAGACCUCCGGCUAUAACAAUGGCUGGUGAAAAUCGCUACAAGAUCGACUUUCCAAAGUACAAGGCCGGGGGAUAUGCAGUCAAGAAAAUCCUAGUUGGAGCAACAUACAACUACGUUGAAGACUGCUUUCAGAAUCUAAUGGAACUUGUGUACACACAGCGAACCAUUACAAGCAGACCAGAGCCACCGCCACUUUCUGCAUCAUUUGUAAAGCCAGAUAUGAGGGAGGCAGUUACAGCUUUUAGAUCACGCUUCAAUCACGUCUGAAUCAGAGUUGUGGAUUCUCCUGAACCCCUGCUGCC